CUUGGUCAUUAGUUCACUAGUGCAUACAGCUGUUGGCAAGCAUUGUCGAGUACCCCGACUUCUGUGGUUUCUGGCAGAGAGAGGAUCGCGAAGUAUUUAUAGUACGCAAAUAUUACGAUUUACGAGUAAAAUCUGUGUAGUUUCAAGUGCGGAACUAAGAAUGUUUCUAAGAAUAAGUUGUAAGCUUCAACCAAUCAACACUAGUUACCAAAAUACAACCCUUCGGUUACUUUCAUCCCAAGUGCAAACUAAUAGUAUUGAUAUAACUUCGAAAGGAUUUGAAACCGAUUACAAGAAUGCACUACCUUACUCUAAAAUACCUGGACCAUCAGCAUUCACGUUUUUGAGAAGUGUUUUGCCCGGAGGAAAAUAUUGUGGCAAGAAUAUAGAUGAGGUUAGCAAAGAAUUCCGGCGGGAGUAUGGAGACCUCUACAAAUUCCCUUCUAUAUUUGGUAGUCAGGGGUUCGUUGCAACCAACAAACCUGAAGAUUUCCAAACAAUUUUCCGAACUGAAGGACAUUGGCCCGAUCGAACAGAGUUGAAGACUAUAGUAUAUUACAGAACCAAAAUUCGUCCUGACAUAUUCGGAAAAUAUUCAGGAUUAGCAAAUAGUCAAGGUAAAGAGUGGGGCGACUUUCGGUCAGCUGUCAAUCCUGCGAUGAUGCAUCCCAAAAAUACUAAAAUUUACAUCCCGAAGGUGGAUGAGGUUGCAACUGAUUUUGUGAACAGAAUACACCAAAUUCGUGACCCAAAGACGAAGGAAGCUCCAGAAAACUUCUCAAAUGACCUCAACAGAUGGGCUCUUGAAGCAGUGUCAGUGAUUGCUAUGGAUACACGUCUUGGAUUACUUCACGAUAAACAUGAUAAAAGAAGCGCUAAAUUAAUUCAAGGAGCAAAGGAUGCAUUCAAACUGAGUUUCGACCUGGAAUUCAAACCAUCGUUGUGGAAGUUCUUCAGUACCCCGCAGUUCAAAAAAUUGAUAGAAGCUCUUGAUGCCGUAACGGAUGUUAGUUGUGAAAUUAUUGACGAAGCCCAAGAACAGCUGAAGAAUAAGCCAAGAGGUUCACCUAGUGACGAAGAAAGCGUACUAGAAAAGCUACUUCAAAUUGAUCCGCUCAUCGCAAAAGUUAUGGCCAUCGAUAUGCUUUUUGGUGGAAUGGAUACGACCUCUUCAACAGCCACCAGUCUUCUGUACUUUCUAGCUAAGAAUCCCGAGAAGCAAGAAAUUCUUCGUAAGGAAAUUAUGACAAUACUUCCCUCCAAGGACUCGUUAUUGACCGUUGAAAACAUGAAGAACGUCCCCUAUUUACGAGCAUGUCUGAAGGAAAGUCUAAGAAUGUUUCCUACCGUAGGGGUAAAUGUUCGCAGAGCAGGGCAGAACCUAGUACUUCAAGGAUACCAAAUUCCAAAAGGAACGAUGAUAACAAUGGGGACAAAUAUGCUACAAAAUGAGGAUAAAUAUUAUCCGAAUGCAGAUAAAUUUGAACCAGAGCGAUGGCUGAAGAAGGAUGGCCUACCCGCUCCUGCCAAAUCUGCACAUCCUUUUAUUUUCUUACCAUUUGGAUUUGGACCUCGCAUGUGUGCUGGAAAGCGCUUUGCUGAAAUGGAAAUAGAAACACUCAUAGCCCGAAUCAUACGGAAUUUCCAGGUUGAGUGGCAUCAUCCAGAUUUAAAAUUUGUUUUUACAUCUGUCUACGUACCCGCUGACAAACUAUUAUUUACUUUCAAAGAUAUUUAGAAAUAAAGAAUGAAGCUUCUUCAAUUGUGAAA
Molecule: messenger RNA, 1770 nt
Organism: Hermetia illucens (black soldier fly)
Lineage: Eukaryota; Metazoa; Arthropoda; Insecta; Diptera; Stratiomyidae
Product: cytochrome P450 CYP12A2-like
Exons: 7
Coding region: 161-1738 (525 amino acids)
Molecular function (GO): monooxygenase activity; oxidoreductase activity, acting on paired donors, with incorporation or reduction of molecular oxygen; iron ion binding
Source: RefSeq, a predicted model, not a curated record